UUUUUUUCUCCUUUUCCCGUCACCACCACAUCGCGUGUCUCGAAAUUUUAACCAAAUCUUGAAUCACGAGUUUCGACUUCCACACCGCUCUUUCAAUCGCUUUUCAAAAUCUUUGAAAUAUCGUCAUGUCUUCGUAAUUCGUUUCCUACCGGCUUACACGAAAGAGCCAGCAGAGAGAAUUCGUUCGCGGCGAUAUAUCGUGUGCAAAUCUCCAGUUUCCAGGGCAACAUGAUUUGUCGAAGUUUUCAUCGUUUCUUUCACACAAACAAUGUGCUUUGGUACUCCUCGAGCAAAUCCCUGCUCGCAAAACUGCGGAAAAAGACUGGUUACACUUUUUCCAACUGCAAAAAAGCGUUGGAACUUCACAACAAUGAUCUUGCAAAGGCUGAAUCCUGGCUGAAAGAACAGGCCCAAGCUCUCGGUUGGUCCAAGGCUGAAAAACUGCAAGGCAGAACAACGGCCCAAGGUCUUGUUGCUGUGAUGGUAGAAAAAAAUCAUGGCGCAGUGGUUGAAAUAAAUUGUGAAACAGAUUUUGUCGCCCGAAAUAAACAAUUUAUAGGCCUAGCCGAAACUGUAAUCGCAGCAGUCUUGAAGAAAACCAUGGAAAUUCCUGGCGACCAAGUAAUCAACAAAUCUUUCCUGGACUCAGAAACUGUUAAAAUGUUGCCUGCUCUCGAUGGGAAAACUCUGGCCGACCAUUCUGCACUGACUAUCGGCAGCGUUGCUGAAAACAUCGGCAUAAGAAGAGCUCUCUGCAUCAAAGUUCAUCCGGAUGUGAAACUGGCUGGCUGCACUCAUCCUGCUCCUGCCAACCCUCUUUCAAUGUCUUUUGGCAAAUACGGAGCUAUUCUCGCUUACAAAUCUGCGAAAGAUGAUCUCCUCGGCACUCAAUUGUGCCAACAUAUUAUCGGUAUGAACCCACAGAAAAUCGGUCAGCCGGAAAUAGACAUACCAGCUCAAAAUGCGGACGACGAGACGGCGAUGAUUUACCAAGAAUAUUUGUUAGAUCCGAGUUUAACGGUGCAGCAAGUGUUGAUCGAUUCGCAGGCAGAAAUUCUCGAUUUCGGGCGUUUCGAAGUCGGUGAAAAUAUCGAGCUUGGCCACGAGCUCAAAAGUGUCGAAACAUGCGGAUGAACGUCGUCCAUUGCCGAACAUUUCAGAUUCAAUUUUUCGUUCGGAAAUGAACACAAUUUGCGUUCAUAGAAAAUGUGGAAAAACGAACAAACAAGGAGGCAUAAAAUGUAUCAAGUCAUAUUGUAAAUAAAUGAGCGUCGACGCUUCA
Venturia canescens is the source of this 1282-nucleotide messenger RNA. RefSeq names its product elongation factor Ts, mitochondrial (gene mEFTs). The record is from RefSeq and is a predicted model, not a curated record. Gene Ontology annotation, biological process: mitochondrial translational elongation. Gene Ontology annotation, molecular function: translation elongation factor activity; protein binding. The transcript is spliced from 4 exons. Lineage: Eukaryota; Metazoa; Arthropoda; Insecta; Hymenoptera; Ichneumonidae. The coding region runs from base 229 to 1134 and encodes 301 amino acids. Gene Ontology annotation, cellular component: mitochondrial matrix.